Colletotrichum lupini is the source of this 1047-nucleotide messenger RNA. RefSeq lists its product as uncharacterized. The record is from RefSeq and is a predicted model, not a curated record. NCBI's taxonomy places the organism in Eukaryota, Fungi, Ascomycota, Sordariomycetes, Glomerellales, Glomerellaceae. Bases 1 to 1047 code for a protein of 348 amino acids. The transcript has 2 exons.
AUGGCCCUUCCCGACACCCUCCUCGCGUUCCUCAUGACGCUCCUCUCAACAGCGCACGCCUUGAACGUCACCGUUCCCUCCGAGAUCAAAGCUGGCGUCGAGACGGAAAUCGAAAUCGGUUUCGACUACUGGAAACAGCCGUUCGUCUACGAGACCCUCCCCGGUCCAGUCUUUGAAGAGAUCGUGGCGGUAUGCCGCAAUCCAGUAGACGAAGACGUCGGCUGCGGCCAUGACAUGCUGUACGAGCACUACCAGCUAUUCCUGUACACCGAGGAAUGGAUGUACACCUGCUACCUAAGCGACUUCAUCCCAAUGGGCACGACCAAACCCAAAAUCACAAUCCCCAAAGACCUCGGCCCCUCCGAGUCCUACAAGAUAACAGCCAUGGCCUUCAACGGCUCCGAAAUCCAAACAAACUACUACGGCGUCGAAUCCUCCCCAGACUUCACCCUCACAAACACAGACAUCAAAGACUGGACGGCAUGGGAAUCCUACGGCGGCUGGCUGAAACCGUGGUACUCCCUCCCCUGCUCCUCGUACGGCUGCUUCCGCACCUGCGGCCUCAAAUUCGCAGACGAGCACGGCAACAAGAAGCAAGGCACGGGCGCGGGACUCUUCAACUGCCUCAACGAGUGCCCCGGUAUCCUCGCGGACUGGAACGACCCCGACUCGCAGUGGUCGUGGUAUAAAGCGUUCGACGGGCACGAAUGGUCGGGCGAAUCGACGGCCGUGACGACGAGCACGCCGAGCGCGGUGCCUAGUACUACGGGGUACGGGUAUCAGACGAUGGAUAAGCAGGAGACGACGUUGUACGGCACGCCGACGGCGCCGACGGUGUAUUCGUGGGAGAGUCUCUUGACGGCGAGGCCGACUGCGACGAGACAGGCUUCGGCGGGGAGGAGGAUGGCGAAACCGCCGGUGGCAGUGCCGAAGAAGACGAGCUAUGCGGGCCUCAUGGCGACGAUGAUCUUGACGUGCCUUGUUGCUUUUGGCAUUGGUUCUGUGCUUGGAUGGAUCUGGCCGGAUGCAUUGAGGCAAGAUGGAUGA